Paramecium octaurelia is the source of this 2060-nucleotide messenger RNA. The record is from the annotation of a GenBank genome assembly. NCBI's taxonomy places the organism in Eukaryota, Ciliophora, Oligohymenophorea, Peniculida, Parameciidae.
AUGUAUGAGUUUGCAAAUGAGAAAACAAGAGGAAUUAAUGGAUCAAAAAUUAUCAGAUAAGAUAAAACAAAAUACAGAGUAUGAAUCAAUUUUAAUAAACACAUAGAGUCACAACUUUUUUUCUGUGAAUCCUCAUGUCAGGAUGUUUAGUCAAUUAUUCUAAAAAAGCCCGUAUUUAACGUAGUUUAAGGAGAUGCUCUUUGCAAGUCUUUAGCAGAUUUAUUUGAGGACUUCGUUGAUACUAACUGUUUUACAAUGGAUGCAACCGCCAAUUCUUUGUAACUCUUAGAAAAUGAGAGAUCAAUAAUACUUAAAAAUUAUAUAAUAUGCUCAGUAGACUAGAUAGUUGGGAAUCGUACCAGAACAAAUUUAUAUUAUUGAAAUAGAGAGGCUCCUUAAAGUCUUAUAAAAUGACAACAAAGAAAUAUCAUUAAAAAUUCUAUAUGAACUUUGUGUUGCCAUGAAUUGCAUUAUAAGGGGCAAAUAGGAAUUCGUUUUGUAUGAUAAAUUUUUUGCUUAUUUGUACCAUCAAUUUAAUUCAGGAUACGAUUUUGUUUAGCAAUCUAUUCAACAGAGAGAAUAUUUGAAAAAAUAAAAGGAGGAGUAGAGACUAGGUAAAUUAAAUCAGCACGGUUUAAGAAGAGUAGGAUAAAUAUCAGUUUUAAAGAAUGAAUUUUAUUUAGAAGAAUAGCAGAGUGAGGGAAUCAGUAACAUUCCAUAAGUACUUACGAUUGAUUCCUAAUUGAAGCUUCCAAAUUCAAGAGUAUUAUCAGGAAAACUAGCAUAAUAAAUCUAAAGUGCUGAAGUGGCAAUUCAAGAUUUAUAAAAGGAAGUAAAGGACUAUUACAAUAUGUAUGCUGAAUAUUUUUAUGAUUCAGUAAAAAACUUGAUCUAAUUCAAAGGUGGAAAUGAGUCAUUAAACUAUAAAUUUCUAGGACUGAAAUUCAAUAUGAAGUAGAUGCUAUCUAUCAAUGCAAUAUAUCAAAAUGAAGAGAAUGGCACUAAAUUAUAUUUGCGUCAAUAUCAACUAGUAUCUGGUCUAAAUGAAAAGCAGAAUUCCCUAACAAACUACUUGACAUAUCAAUCGAUGUUUAACAAUAAUAACAAGGAGGAUCAAGUCGAAAAUCUAUAGGAGUUUCUGAGAUAAAGUCCUCCCUUAUCUCCUCACUAAUCAAAUAUUCAUAUUAAAACAGAAACUGUGCAUCAAUAGACUCAUAGCAACGAAGAUAUCAGAGUUGAGUGUGAAGAUGGAAACUAGAAUGAAUAUGAAAACGAAUGUGGUGUCCUAUUAGAUUUUACAUUAUUUGAUCCUCAAACAACUGUGCAAUAUCAAGUGUACUCAGUUAAUAGUGAAUGCAUAGCGGGCAUUAAAAUAUCAUUUCCUGAAGAGUAGAGUAGUUUUCGAUUGAUCGAAUUUCCAUGUAUUGAACCAUAAGAAGGAGGCUACGAUUGCCAUACCUAUCAAUUCAAGCCCUUAUCAAAUAUAAAAGGAUGCCAAGUUGAAUUGGUUUAGAUGACUCCAAGUAGGAGAUUCAUCAAAAAUUUCAUCUUAUUGGUUCAAGAUUCUGAUAACCCAUAAGAUCCAAAUAAACUCAAGUUUUUGAAAUUUGAUUUCUAGAAAAAUUAAGAGAUGGGGGAUAUUUAAAAUUUACAUGAUCAAAUAAUGCCGUACUUUAAUGAUGACUGGAGAAGGGCAAGAUUUCCCUUGUAUGUUAAUUUUCUAUAUAAUCAUCUGCCUUAAGCUUAGCAAUAGUUGAUUGAAACAAAGUUAAAGAAGAUCACGUUUGCGAUCAAUAGCAUGUUUCCUUAUGUUGAAUAUUUAGAAAAUAAAAAGAAACUCAUGUAAAUUGAUUUGAUUUAUUUAUAGUAAUCCGAAUGUGUUUGAGAUGUAUGUGUAAGAAUUAGGUCGAUAUAAAAAUAGGGAUCAAUAUCAAAGAACGGUGUUCAUUUAGAUUGAAAAUUGGCAAUAAAUUCAACAAGAGAGAAUCAUCGAUAACAUACUUGAUAACAUAAUUAUUUUUAUUUGGAAUGGGGGAUUCGAGAAUAGGAAAUUAUAGUGA